Paramormyrops kingsleyae is the source of this 3631-nucleotide messenger RNA. Its product is annotated as CCAAT/enhancer-binding protein alpha-like. Gene Ontology annotation, biological process: regulation of transcription by RNA polymerase II; myeloid cell differentiation; DNA-templated transcription. The record is from RefSeq and is a predicted model, not a curated record. Gene Ontology annotation, molecular function: RNA polymerase II cis-regulatory region sequence-specific DNA binding; DNA-binding transcription factor activity, RNA polymerase II-specific. NCBI's taxonomy places the organism in Eukaryota, Metazoa, Chordata, Actinopteri, Osteoglossiformes, Mormyridae.
ACAAUUCAAAUUUAAGAUACACUCCAUUAACUGCAGUGAUGUGGCAUUUUCUUGAAGGUACAUGAGCAUGCGAGUGCUUUCUCCAGCCAGCGAACUUUACUUACUGUAAUGUAGAGCCUUGUAAUGUUGAAACUGGUCUCUGAAUAAGUAUCAGUUUGCUAAAGAAAAAUAAUCAUUCAGUGAAACUGAGAUAUGAUGAUGAAAUUGAGAACUAUGAUUCAGAAUUAUGGCGAUCAGGAGCAUACUUAUAUAGUAAUUGUCAACACAGCCUAAAUUUAUUUGCCGAAAAGUGCAUGCAUCAGUAAACACAUCGGUAAACGUGUAACGGCAUUUUAAACUUCCAUGUUAGAUAUUUUGUCGUAUUUACUGUUGGUUAACCUAAAUACAUAACACAUUUAAAAUGUGGUACUCAAUUUACAGAGUAGUGCGCGUUAGGACCCAGAAAACUUGACGCGCAAGCCGUCACUCCCUAUAUAUAUAGGCAGUCAACGGCGAGCUCUAGGAGUGAAUUGGACUAAUUACUUCGUGGUAUCUCGUUGAACUCCAACUACAGGUUUUGCAACUCUUUAACCGCAGGUCAGAAUAUGGGUUGUCUGUCAUAAAGUGUAUUGGGAACAUUUGCGAGUGUUGCUUUUUUCAUCCCUCCAUUCGAUCAAGCUGGAUCCCCGGAGCUCCUCACCAUGUCUGGCGCGCUUUAGAUCCUUCAUGGAGCAGCCGAAUUUGUACGAGGUCGCGCAACGACCCCUAAUGACUUGCUUUCCACAGCAAAGUUCAUUCUGCUACAAAGAAACUAACAUCAUCGGAGACCUAAGUGAGAUAUGCGAGAACGAAAGCUCGGUUGAUAUCAGCGCAUACAUCGAUCCUGCGCAACUGAACGACGAGUUUCUGGAAGAUCUUCUGCAUAACAAUAACAAACUGGAGAAAGUCAAACUGGCAGGCGCUGAUUACGGAUACCCGGAGCCCAGGGUUAACCAGCAGUUGUACGGCAGCGUGGCGAACUACACAGAUGCUUCCGUGUCUGAACCAAUUUACGAGAACUAUUCUGUCAGAGGAAAACGACCCGUGGCGAUAAAACAGGAACAUCGGGAAGAUGACGAGCUUUGUCAAUCAUCAGUUUCCCCCGUUUUCACCAGUUCCCUUCCCCGUCAUCCUGCGCAGCACAUUACGCAUCUUCAGUACCAGAUCGCGCAUUGCGCACAGACGUCCAUGCACAUCCACCCUGGCCACCCGACACCUCCUCCGACACCGGUACCAAGUCCCCACCAGCAGCAGGGACCGGUGAAGACAAGCAGAUCCAAGAAGCACAUUGACAAAAACAGCAGCGAGUACCGCUUAAGGAGGGAGCGGAACAACGUGGCUGUCAGGAAGAGCAGGGACAAGGCGAAGAUGCGCAACGCGGAGACGCAGCAGAAGGUGCUGGAGUUGGCGGUGGACAACGAGAGACUCCGACAGAAGGUGGAACAUCUCAGCCGUGAGUUGGAUACUCUGAGGGGCAUUUUCAAGCAACUGCCCGACGGAUCCUUCGUAUCCAUUGAUGGCCAGCUGCGCAUAAACGAACACAUGAGUUCAAGCGACUUUGGAAAUGGGUUUAAAUGAUUAUUGCUGGAUUCUCGUGAUGAGCUGGGCAGUUGAGGUAGACACACGUGCCUUUUAUACAAAGCGAUUGAAAUUAUAAGCUUAUUUUCUAUACCUGUAUCUAUAGUGGAUGUAUGGCUGUUUUGUUCUACAACAUAAAUCACACGUUUUUAUGAUUAUUAUCUGAAUUUUUAUCUUUUUGAAAGAUUAUUAUUAUUUCUACUACUACUACUACUGUAUUUACCUACAUAGAACUUGUCGAUGCAGCCAGGAUACAUUACAAUUUUAAUUCUUUUUCAUGUUCUACCAGAUUUACUUUUAGUUCGGAUGUGUGCCUUUAUAAUGUGCCUUAAAGCUAUGUAGAAUUUUAUCUCCUUAUUUUUCUUAAAGGAGUAAUAUUUGUAAACCUUUUGCUGUAAUGAAGCGUAUGUGACUCCGCUUUCAGAGGCUGUUAGAUGACUAUAAAUUCCAAAGGACAGGAAGACAUUAAUAAUACUUUGGCCUUAUACUUCGUUAUUAUACUGUAACUCUUAAAACUGGGUUGGCAUGAAGCAUUUUAAACAUCCUGUUUUAUUCUCCAAAUCUCUUUUACUUUGUGUACUUGUGUACUGCUGCUUAUUAGAAGCACUUAGUUUUGUGUGUGUGUGUGUGUGUGUGUGUGUGUGUGUGUCUGUGUAAUGACCGGGUGUCACUUCAUGCAGUUUUUUUUCCAUUGUUACACUGAAGGUGAUGCUUUUGACUUUUCCUGUUGGCUCAUAUUUCGAUUGACUAAAACUAAGGAAACAUAAGCACUUUAAAAGACACUUUGAAAAUACUUUUCCAAUAAAUUACAUUUGAAAUAAAUAACAUAUGUUGAAUCCUAUAAUAUUAACAACAUUAAUUUUUCUUCUAUUCUUUUGAUUCUUGUACUAAUCAUGCUGGAAUUUUAUUAAUUUAUCAAUUUUUCAUAAUUGUAUAUUGAAUCACCAUAAACCAGCAAACUAUAUUGUAAAAGCACAUAAAAUCCACUUGUAAACCAUAGAAAACCAAAAAAGUAAAAACUGAUCAGACUGGUGCCUGCAUAAUGCAUGGUUUAAAUGAGCAGUAGGCCUGUUUAAAUGAUGGCGAUAUUUAUUAUGUUCUUUGUGGCUCUGGAAACAUUUGAGAUGUGUUCCAGGUGGCUUCCCCAGGUGCCGUGGAUCAGACGCCAUUUGCCUGCUAAAGAUGGCUAAUGUGCCGCGUUUCCUAUAACUGUACAAAAGUAAACAUGAUGAUGUGUUUGGGAAAAAUAUACAUUCAGCAGGGUUCAUAAUAAAAAUACAUUAUUUCAAAAGGUCAUAUCAAACAGUUGCUAUGUACAUGUUUUUGUACAUAGUUAUUAUUAUUAAUAAUAUUUUAUUAUUAUUAUUAUUGGCCUAUCAUAAAAUUUACAAUUUGCUUUGCUUGUAUAUAACUUUGUACAAAAAGAAGUCAGGGAUUCCAUUGUCUUCCAUCUUCUGUAACUUUUUAAGAGCUCAGUUUCAUUUAACACAUAGGUUAUAUAAGACCCUAUUAAUUUAGCAAGUUAUAAUGCUAUAAAACAUCUCUAAUUUUUGCAAAAGCUACAUAUGUGAGGUGUUCUAAUCAAGCGCCUUGGUUAUGGAUACUGAAAUGCUAAUAUGAAAUAUAGUUUGUUAAACAUUGUAGAGUGUUUCUGUGAUGUAUUUAUGGUACACGUCUAUUCUAAUGAAAGCAUAUUGUAUUAUUUAAUAAGCAGUACAUUCUCUACUCAAAGGUAAUGAAAACUGCUUUUAAUAAUUUUCAGUCCAAUAGAACUGUCAUGUGUCACUUCCUGCCUGCCACAUCUGCCUGACUCUCUUGUCUCCUCCGUCACAUGGCCUGAUCCACUGCACCUGAUGCUUGUUGGACCUUCUUAGUCCAUGCAUUUAGGUACAUGUUUGUCUGGUUGUUGCUAGUCUGCUCAUUAACGUUACCGUCUUCUUGCCUGUACCCAAUCCUCCCGUUUUGAUCCCCCGUGAUCCAGUUUAUUUCCAGUCUUUGUUCUUCAAGUUCAAUAAAACUCCUUUUGUUUGUCCAC